Sipha flava (yellow sugarcane aphid) is the source of this 763-nucleotide messenger RNA. Its product is annotated as trimethylguanosine synthase-like. Gene Ontology annotation, cellular component: nucleus. Gene Ontology annotation, molecular function: RNA cap trimethylguanosine synthase activity. Lineage: Eukaryota; Metazoa; Arthropoda; Insecta; Hemiptera; Aphididae. The record is from RefSeq and is a predicted model, not a curated record. The coding region runs from base 101 to 523 and encodes 140 amino acids. The transcript is spliced from 4 exons. Gene Ontology annotation, biological process: 7-methylguanosine RNA capping; 7-methylguanosine cap hypermethylation.
AUUAAUUACAUUAUACUCCUUGUUCUCGAGAUUCGACAAAGGCGUUGUGUUGGACGAAGUAAGUUUUUUUUCCGUGUGCCCCGAAAUACUCGCGGCACACAUGGCGUCAAGAUGCUCGUUCAACACAGUAGUCGACCCUUUUUGUGGUGCUGGUGGCAAUGCCAUACAGUUAGCUCUGACAUGUCACCAUGUUAUCGCUGUUGAUGUUAACCCGGCUAAAAUCAAAUUAGCCCGCCAAAAUGCCCAAAUAUACGGAGUCGAUGAAAAAAUCGACUUCCGUGUAGGCGAUUAUUUCAACAUUUUAGACCGGGUUCGUGCAGAUACAGUUGUGACAUCGCUGCCGUGGGGCAGACCCGGCUACUCCAGAUAUUUCGACACGAAUGAUCUGUGUAGCCGGGAAGCGGGUGGCAUGUCAAGCAUCCUCAGUAUGGCAAAGAAGCUCGAACUGUACUACACGUGCCGAAGACCAUUGUCCGAGAACAGUGUUUACACUUAUCAAGAAAUGCAAACUUCGGCCGUGUAGAGUUCGAGGACGUUAUGAUCGAUGGACGACAGAAUUGCACAAAUAUAUAUUUGAAAUUGCGUCAGGAUUACAGGCGAUUCGGACUUGCCGUCACUACAAAAGUGAAAUUGGACACCGGAUAUAAAAAUCGGUGGUCAAGUUCUAAUAGCCUAAUGCAUAUUCCACCUAUUUGGAAAAAACUAAACAUUUUUUGACAUCCAAAUAACUGACUUCGGGAACAUUUUCCCAAUAUUUUUUUGU